GCUUGUGUGAGCUACCAAAUACAUUUUCUGUUAAUAUACCUAUGUGUUGGUUUGACACACUAAAGGUGGCAAUGUAUACUUACCUUUCGGCUUGGCUAACCACAAAGCAAACUGCGGAAAAUGUAGAGACUGAGAGUGAGCGAGAUUGAGAGUGAGAGAUUUUACUCCACCUCAGUAGGAGAUAAUAUUAAAGAGAAAUUGCAGGAUAUAUGUGGAAAUUUCGUUUCCUUUUGCAGCUACAAUUUCUCUUCAAUGCAUUUAGCUUCUCUUUUGCAUGAAUAUUCUCCACUUCUCGUUUCGUACAUAUGAGGAAUUAGUUCUUUAGGUGAACUGCCUCAAGUUGUUUUCAGCUAUAGUUGAUCACAUUGGUUGACGAUGAUUGUGACGACCUCGUCAAGUAUACUGUUCUCGUGCGCGCUGCUUAGUCGUAUUGCAAUUUGAUACGGUAGAAUUUCUGUGAGCUUUAACUUUGAUAAAUUUCAAAUAUUUGCUAUUUGUGAUAUUCCAGCAGGAAUGGACAUUUUCAGCACGAGUGUAUAUAUAGCCGCAUGCACACAUACACAUAUACGCAUACGUACACAUUUAGGGAUUCACUAAUGUGUAGUGCAGUGAUUUAAAGGAAAAGGAUUUGGAAAACAGCAAAAUCAUUCUGUGGAAAGAAUUCUUGGUAAAACAAAAUAAAGCACCCCAAAAUGAUUUAUAGAUAACAAAAUCAUAACACAAUUUACAAUCGAGAAUCGAAAAUAUCAUCAGUUAGUGUAAAAUAAAAUAAAAAAAAAACGUCUAUAGCUAAAAAAUGCGAAGUAAAAACAAAAUAUACUACAGUUAUGUGAGAGGAAACUAAAAUACGCUAGGAAAUGAACUGUGAGGUGUGAAGAAUGAAAGACUUUUAUGAGCACAAAAAAGUGAUCAGAAUAACGACUGGAAUAUUAAGUGGGGCAGGUAGUCCAAGUAAGAGUUAAAAAGAUAGUUGAAAAUACGCAAAAUGUCUAAAAGGAAAACAGCGAACUGCAAGUCAUCAAAUAUUACUGAUACAUUACGUUAAUUGACGCAAAAAAAAGAAAUAUCUCUCAAAAUAUUUCAAAAGUAAAUCUACACGAAAUAAGCUCAAAUGCACAAACAUACUGCUACGGUAAACCCAAUAACCCUAAAUAGCACUAAAAGUGGAAACGCGGAGCGGGGAAGGAAUUUAAGGCGAGUACAAAGAAUAAAAAUACAAAAACAAACAAGAAAUCUACGAAAGAGAUAAUUAAAAGUAAAUACAGCACAAAAUCGGGGAAAGCAUGCUGGAACUGUAAACAUAAUCGAUAAAACCGAAACUGUAGCAUAAACAGAUUAACCACGCGAAAUAAGCAAAUAAAUAAGUGCAGCUUUUAGGCGCGGGAGGCGCUGACGUAUAUGCAACAACGAGAAUUUAGCAAGCCAUGCAGAGUUAGCAGGCGGCUAAGGUCAUCCCCAGUCAGGAAAUAAGCAGCCAGCCAACCUGUCCGAAUAUUAAAUUAACAUUCUCCGUAAGGUUUGACUGCAUGCAAUUAUUGUUGCUAUUAUUGCUAUUGUUGUAGCUUAAACGCGUUUUGACUUGACACGCACUCGUUCUUUUGCUGACUGGCUAAAGUCAACUGGAAGCCAAGGCUUUGGCGAAAAAAGUGCUAGCGCACGCUAGCUUGCAAUAGAAGGAAAUACAAGCGCUUCAUUUCACUUAAGUUUUACAAAUAUUUUUGUUUUUAUAUUAACUUUUUUUAUGUGUAUUAUACCUUACCAAUGAACUGUAAACAUCACGCAACGCUUCGGCCCAAAAUUUAGAGCGUAAAGCCUAACAUACGCCGGCAUGGCACGAACGUAACUUCUACCAUGUAGAUGGUGGCAUAAAGGCGGCAUUGAAAAUAUCAUGAAAAACAUGCCAAUACGCACGCACAUGACAACAUAAAUAAAUAAAUAAUGUGGCAAGAUAUAAAUAAGGAAAAUAAACUGAGCAGUCAAGCACUGAGCGCACAUACUUUUAGGAAGUAGUCCUCUGCUAUAGAGAAUGUGCAAAUGCCUAUAUGAGACUCAUUUUCAACUAGCCAAAUAGUCAGUGUAACUGCAUUUAAACCUUAGCAUCACUACCGGAGCGGAAGAAGGUGGAAGGGCAUACAUUUACCGCACGAAAUAAACAAACCAAUCAGUUAUCCUGCCAUUAAAGUUUGAGACGUGAGGCACUCGCAACGACAACAAAUCGAAACAAGUAAACCAAUAAAUAGCAAAUACAAAAAGAACUACACUACUCCUAAUACCACUAUAUACAUGCUACUACUUAGUAGGAGUUGAUUUCGAGAAAAAUAUAAAAGAUUCCAGAUUUGAAUUCAACUACUCAAUUUCACUAGCCUGUGCUGUGCCGCUAACUUAAUGCUUGACGUCUGAAUUAAUUUUUGUAGAGGCGCAUUGAAUGCAUUAACGAAUAUAAAUAACAUUUUCAACGAGGCAAAUAUAAAAGGCGUUAACACACAUAUUGCACAUAACCUAGAGGAAGUCUAGAACAAGAAGAGCCAGCGCGAUGGACAAGGUAAACGAAUAACAAAAGCGAGUACCAGCGUCAUUGUUGCACAAACAAAUUAAAAAAAAACUAGCAACUUAAACAACGUCAUCAGCAACAAAGCACCUUCGUUCACGAACAAAAGACAGCAUCAAUACAAGUAAAGAGGAAACAAAUAUUAAUAGUAAAAGUAAUAUUCAUCUAUUAACAAAGCUGUGUGUGUGCGUGGUUGUGUGCAAAAUGCUGUGAGCUCCAACCUGCCCCUCUGGCAUCAUCACCAACACCGUCGUCCUCAUCGCUAACUUUUUUAGUAUCACAAUUGCCAUUUCAUUACGCUAGAGCGGCAAUAGUGGCCCCCCAGCGUUACUGGUUAUAGUGGUAAAUAUAGCGCGCAGUAAAUCUUCGCUGUCGUCAAUAUGGCCUUUAGCGGUAGCAAUAGUAGAAUCGGUGUCAGCAGCAGUAGUAGCAGCAGCAGCAGCAUAUCAGUAUGGGAUAAAUGCACAACAGUAUUGUUGUUGCCACGUGCGCGGCUCAUCACCCUAUGGCUGGCAUUCAAUUUAGCGCUGAUCGUGCAGGAGCCAAUGAAGAAAAUCGCCUCAGUCGACGCCGCGACUGGUGGAGGCAGCAUGUUGGGUGAUGUUAACAUAUCCGCUAUUCUCGAUUCAUUUAGCGUUAGCUACGACAAAAGAGUAAGGCCUAACUAUGGAGGACCUCCCGUUGAAGUUGGAGUCACCAUGUAUGUGCUAUCGAUCAGCUCGCUGUCUGAAGUUAAAAUGGACUUUACAUUGGACUUUUACUUUCGCCAAUUUUGGACCGAUCCUCGUUUAGCGUAUAGAAAACGGCCUGGUGUAGAAACACUAUCGGUUGGAUCUGAGUUCAUAAAAAAUAUUUGGGUACCUGACACCUUUUUUGUAAAUGAAAAACAAUCAUAUUUUCAUAUUGCAACAACAAGUAAUGAAUUCAUACGUGUUCAUCAUUCUGGAUCAAUAACACGAAGUAUUAGGUUAACUAUUACCGCGUCAUGCCCAAUGAAUCUUCAGUAUUUUCCUAUGGAUCGGCAACUGUGUCACAUAGAAAUCGAAAGCUUCGGCUAUACAAUGCGUGACAUUCGUUAUAAGUGGAAUGAAGGUCCAAACUCGGUUGGUGUUUCGAAUGAGGUAUCUCUGCCCCAAUUUAAGGUCUUGGGUCAUCGUCAGAGGGCUAUGGAAAUCAGUCUUACAACAGGAAAUUACUCGCGACUCGCCUGUGAGAUACAAUUCGUGCGCUCGAUGGGCUACUAUCUCAUACAAAUUUAUAUACCCUCUGGACUGAUCGUUAUUAUAUCAUGGGUAUCAUUUUGGCUCAAUCGUAAUGCCACACCGGCACGUGUGGCGCUCGGUGUUACCACCGUGUUGACAAUGACCACACUGAUGUCGUCAACAAAUGCAGCAUUGCCAAAGAUUUCAUAUGUCAAAUCGAUUGACGUGUAUUUAGGAACAUGCUUCGUUAUGGUCUUUGCCAGUCUUUUGGAAUACGCCACCGUCGGCUAUAUGGCAAAACGAAUUCAAAUGCGAAAACAAAGAUUUAUGGCGAUCCAAAAGAUAGCUGAGCAAAAAAAGCAGCAACUGGAUGGGGUGCAACCACAGCCCAAUCCCAAUCCGAGUGCAGGCGAUCAUGGACAUGGGCAUGGUCAUGGCCAUAGCCAUGGUCAUCCUCAUGCGCCUAAACAAACAGUGAGUAACCGACCAAUUGGCUUUUCAAAUAUGCAACAAAACGUUGGUUCGCGCGGUUGCUCGAUAGUGGGACCCUUGUUCCAGGAGGUGAGAUUCAAGGUGCAUGAUCCGAAGGCCCAUUCCAAAGGUGGCACGCUCGAGAAUACUGUGAACGGUGGACGUGGCGGACCGCCAGUAGGACCACCCGGCCCCGGACCCCAAGGCGGUGGUGGAGGAGGCGGCGGCGGCGGCGGAGGUGGAGCGCCCGAAGGUGGGGACGCCGAAGCGGCAGUACCAUCCCAUUUAUUACACCCGGGAAAGGUAAAAAAAGAUAUCAACAAGCUGUUAGGCAUAACGCCAUCAGACAUUGACAAAUAUUCGCGCAUAGUGUUUCCCGUGUGUUUCGUUUGCUUCAAUCUGAUGUACUGGAUCAUCUACUUGCACGUAAGCGAUGUGGUUGCCGAUGAUCUGGUAUUGCUGGGCGAGGAGAAGUAAAGCAAGCGGCAGAAUGUGAAGCAGAGGACGCAGUGUGUCACGCUAGGCGUGUCGCAGGUUGCAUUAAGCCAAAACGAUGACUGGACGAGCAACGGGAGUACAGAAGGAAAGCAAAACGCGCUAAAUUAAUUAAGUUUACACAUUAGGCAAAUACACUAUGAUAAAAAUUAGCAUAAGUAUAUAAGUAAUACAGGCACGAGAGGAUUAACAUACACAUGUAUGUGUGUACUAGAAAAAUCAGUCAAAAAACGACACAAAAAAAAAGAUAGGUAAAAAUUAAUUAUACCAUGCAAAAGAAGAAAAAAACUGGAAACUCGGAAAGAAAAUCAAAAUAAAAAUGAGUUUAAGUCUAAAUAAAAUAAAAGCAUGAUAGCACUGGUACGAGUAAAGACAUGCACAUACACUGAGAAAAAAACACAAGAAUACUUUAUAGGCAUAUAAAAAAUCAGUUAGUGGAUCGAAAGGCUCAAUAAUAAAAUUAAUUAACCUAAAAUCAAUAACAAUACAGUAAGCGGUAAAAGCUCAAAAUAAUUACAACUAUAAAUAAUCGAAAGCAUAGUGAAGCACACGAUGAAAACGAUUUUAGAAAGUAAUGACACGCCUAAAUGUAAAAUGGGUAAAACAAAAUGAAGAAUAAUUAUCAAAAUGAUAAAAGUGAACAUUAGGAAAUCUUAAAUUAACACAAAACAUACACACGCACAGAUGCAAGCAGUGCAGAAUGACAAGCAGAUACACAAUCUUACCAAACGUAGAUAAGGCGCACAAUCAUGCACAGAAAAUUUCCGUUAUAAAUAAUAAUAAACCUAACGCGCGCUUGCUAUGUAGAAGAACGGCAUACUUUCCAAAAAAAAAAAAAAAUCAAAAGAAAUAUUGGAGUUUUCAGUUUACUUUUGCUUCCUUAUGGGAAGAAAAUAUUUUUGAUAAGUUGUGAGUGGAGUGCAAAUUAUUUUUGGAAAUCAUCACACAUUUCCUGCAAACGAGCGCUACUUUACGUGUGUUACUAUUACAAAUAACUACCGAGCUAAUUAUUUAGCUUAGUUUAGAGCUUUUAAUUUGAUUAUAUGAAUAGUUAGAAUAAUUUCGUUAUAUGAAUAGUAGCUAUUGAGCUUUGUGUGAUUUUUGUUUACAAAAUCAAGCGUUGUUAAACACUGAGUUUUCCUUAGUACAAUUGGCUUUCCUCCAAUAGUCAGUUAGGCCAGUACCUUUUAUGAGCAAAAUUAAAAAAUAAAAAUGGGCAAAGAUGAGCAUUCUAUUCAAACGCAACGGCCAUACUUGGUAGAAGAGCAAAACUAUUAUAUAUUACUUAUAUAUGCACAUGCAGUUGUAUGCCUAUGAAACGGAAUUUUUACACGGGCACAAUGAGCAUCGAUGGACUACACCAUGCCAUAAAUUUGUGAAUACUUGAUUUAAAAAAAGUGCUCGAUUUUUGAGUCAAAUCUACCGUGAACUCGUUUGUAGAUAUUUUCUUGUAAGAAGCGGAAUGUAACUAUGUAAGUGCAUGUAAGAUUACAGGCCCAGCUAUAAAUUGCAUGCAUUGUAUGCAUGCAUUACAGCUGGCUUCGCCUAGAACCACCUAAAGUUUCCUUCAUCAUUAAUGAAAUUAUCAACAUUUGUAUGUAUUUGAGAAAAAAUGCAACACAUAUUUGUUUGGUCAAAGCCCUCCUACUAUUUGUGGUGCUAGUCAAAAGCGGCGGCAGAGGAGGAGGAGCUUUUCAAUGGUACAAAUAUACUCGGAGGCUUGGAACUGUCUGAGGGGAAGCAAUCGCUAUUAGGAAAAGCAUUUUCUAACAUUUGGUGUUCACGCACCAACUCAUUCGGCUACGGCGGCCGCUGUAAAUUUUCACUUUUAAAUAGGAUUUUUGGAGCUAAGCGCUCUUCUGUAAUAUUCAAGAAAAUUAAAUGCGAAAUCUUGAUAGACAUUUUGUUUUUUUUGUUUUUUAGUCUGUACAACUUGCAAGUACAGCAAUCAGACAAUCUUAAGUCCGUUGUGCUGCACUUGGACUCCCUUCUUAAUUUUCUUUAAAUCUACCUGACCGAAAUAUGAGUAGAUCUUCUGGUGCUCAGAAGCCAAGGUGGUCGCUUUUUAACACAUCAGAGCUUCAAGCCGGGCAGAUGCACAGCAAGUACUCCGCCGUUUCAUCGUCCUCUGCAUAUGAUGGGCAAAAUUCACUGUCUGAGAUGCCCACCUUUUUCAUGUGCUUAGCCCAUAGAAAGUGGCCCGUCAUAAGUCCAACCAGCUGCCUGUAGUCAGACAUGAUAGGUAGUAUCAGUUUUGUCCAUCUGCCUGCCAAGCUCACUUGUGGGCUGAAGUAAGCCCUAACCGUGGCUUUGAUGGCUGCAGAAGGGAGUAGCAAAACGGGCGCCGGGACAAAGAAGUUAACCUCAGAGCCCAUCCUAGCUAAAGAGCCAGAGGUCUUGCUACCCGCGAUACCAACGUAUCCCGGGAGCCAUUUUAGAAUCAGGAUAUUGUGUCUGCCGACACAGUUAACGGGACUCAACUACACUUGAAUCGGUUGGAGGGCUGCUUAAGGCCAUGAGCGCAGACAACAUAUACAGAUCUGCCUCACCACCGGCUUUUCACAAAAAAGUUCAUUGCUUCUUGAAUAGCAUAUUGUCAUAGCAUUUUGAUGGACAAUACUUGCAUGCUUGUUUUCGACAAGGUCGACAAACAGCCAAUUAUUUUCUUUGCCAGAAUAAUAUUACUUAUAUAUUUAAUACAAGUACUCGAAAGAAGUAUGGGCUGUGGAUUAAGGAACUAUUGCCACUGGAAUUUUGUGGUUUUCGUGUAAUUGUAGUGUGAGCAAAAUUUGAUUGCAUACUUUUUACCAAAACCUACUACUUUUAUAAUGUUGGACAGCUAAAUAUGCUAAUAUAGUAUGUCAGCCUCCUUUUCUCUGGCUAAAAUCAUGUAAACUCAAUUUAGUUACAAUUUAGUCACAAUCUAGUUACAGCCAGGCUAGUUCAUAUUUGUAAAGUCGAGAUUUGGCUCAUCAAAGGAAUUGGUCUAACUACUCGUAUUAGUUAGGGCACAAUAAAAGCAAUGCUUCCAUAUACUGACAACUCGAAAGAUAUUUCAUUAAAUGCAUUAUGCAAAUUGUUUGCUGCAAAUAGGCCUACUAUCGAAUACAUACUAUAAGCAUAUAAAUAUAUCAAUCGCGUUUAUUAGUUACAUAUAAAAGUUAAUCUAUACAAAUUUAUUGUUGGGUGAAUACGUUUUCAUUUAAUAUUAAUUGCUCAGAUCAUUAUAUAUAUUGAUGUUGAGUACAGUCCAGGAGACACAAGUUCGAAUACACUGAGAUAUUUGCUGAACAUUUUAAUUAUUUUUUUUUAAUUUUUAUGCUUAAAACUUUGCAAGAAAUUUCGGUAAAUCACAAAUAUAUUUAAAGCUAUUAGCUUAAAAUAAAAGCAAAUAUUUGUAUAUUAAAAACUUAUGUACAUACAUAAAUACUUUUACACUUUAGCGCUUCCAAAACUAUUUGCCAAAUUUUUUGAAAUUGACAUAAAAGAAAAUUCAUCAGAUUAGCAAAAAAUCAAGAGCACAACACAAAUUGUAGUUAUUUGCGGGAGGUUACGCGCAUUUGAGCGUAGAUUUUCAUUGCGUAGAUUAAACAAAUUUAAAAGUAGUUGAUUCGAAUGUGAGCGGCUCUAAAACGUGCAAAUUUUUUAUUUAAUAUUUUAUAAUAAAUUAUUUAAAUUAAUUAAAUUAUAUUAUAUUUAAAUUACACAGUCCCACAAUUAUCGAAUUAUUGUGCCCAUGGUACAUUUCUGAAAGCGGGCAUUGCCUGACCAUUUUUUCUGAACAAAGUUUAGUUUAUUUUCUAUUGACAUUUAAAAGUAGAACUGUGAUGCUUGAAGAAAAGCUGUUUCUUGUAAAAAGUAUAGCGCAUUGUAACCUAAUUUUUUUUUCAAAAGCUCAAAAACUAAGUUAGUUAUUGACAACAACUUCAUGUUGUCUAAUGCAGUAUAAAAACUGAUCAAAUUCGAUAGAUUGGGAAUAGGCUCUACCAAGAUGACUCCUUUAUAUUUUACAUACAAUGCGUGAAGGUAAAAUUUCUUGCAAAAUCUCAACUGCACUGGUUUUAACGCUAUAAGCAAAUUAGUAAUUCAAAGUACUCAGCGUACAUCUUUUCUGUACUCAGAAGUUCCAAUUAGCGUUGAAAAACUAAGUUCUUUCCUUAUACUUACAAACUUAUUUCACUAAAUCUAAUUGCCCAGAAAGUAUUUAAGUUCACAUUUAGGAAGAUUUACCAAACACACUUUAAUUAAAAUAUGUAGGGUAGGACCUGAAUUACUGUCGUUAUAAAACCAGCUUGCUAUUUAAAAUUAUAAGUUUAAUUUGUUUAAAUAAGUAUGUAAAAAUAAACUUAAUGACGUCUUCGGUAAAUAUGUUUCGAUUUUAAACAAAAAAGUGUACGCAAACAAUAAAAUACCCAUAGAGCUCUCAUUUAAACAUGGAAUUAAGAAAAACUAUAACCCUUAAAAAAUUGUAUCAAAAAAGGUCAGCCGAUAAUCACUUUCAGAAAUAGGCGAUGGUUAUAAUAAGACAAUAGGUCUCUUCUUUUAGCCAAGCGUUAACGAGUGGCGAAUAGAUGAAGCAAAUGUCAUAAAUGAACAUAUCUUGGCAACGCGGGAAUAGCGCGGGCCUCAAAUUUCAUGUGUUUGUGAGACAGUGAGUUAUACCAGUCUAAUGAGCUAUAGACAUGCUUGCUACCGGCGAAUCUUGCUCGAUAACUUUGUAGUUGCUUUCGCGUGCAAAUUUUUCGUCAAGUUAGCCGAACAGAGAGAUAGCGAGCAAGGAAGUGGUGAAUAGAAGAGCCCUAAUGGACUCGGACAGUGUUAUUAUUACAGCAAUAAUGAUUAGUUAAUGUGCACACGCCUGCUCAUUAACACAAAUACACACACACAUACAUAUACACAUGUAUACACAUAUUCUUUGAGACAAUGAAAUAUGUAGGCUUACUCUUGGGAAAAUUGAAAGUUCUAAAACGAUUGAGAAAUAAAAAAGCGAAGUACAUAAAGAAAUCUAAAAAAAUUAAGGCGUUGACUUGAAGUUAUGGCUUAAUAACCAGCACAUGUUAGUCUUAGAAAAUAACUUUACAUACCCUUUAACCUAUAUAUGUAUGUAUUUGUAUAAAUACCCAAGCGCAAAUGAACAAUAUCCCCAUAUACUCGUAAUAUUUACGUGUUGAAAAUUGAAACCAAAUGAAAACAAAAUGUAUGUAUAUAUACCUAUAUAUGUAUGAGACAGUACUAAACCAAUUACUUUACAACCAACUGACAAUGAACAUGUGUAGGUAUGUGUGUAAAUGCCAUACAGGUGUCCUACAUGUGCUACAAGCUAUGAACGUAUGACCUAAUGCAAUCCUAUUAGCAAAAAACAAAAAAUAAAACACAACAAAAAACUAAAAAAAAAAAUACGAUAGAACUCGCUAACUAAAACUUUAUUUCAAUUCAUUUCAUGCAAAUACCAAAGCAGUUGCAGUAAGUA
Molecule: messenger RNA, 10186 nt
Organism: Anastrepha ludens (Mexican fruit fly)
Lineage: Eukaryota; Metazoa; Arthropoda; Insecta; Diptera; Tephritidae
Gene: Rdl
Product: gamma-aminobutyric acid receptor subunit beta
Exons: 10
Coding region: 2929-4698 (589 amino acids)
Biological process (GO): regulation of membrane potential; chemical synaptic transmission; chloride transmembrane transport
Cellular component (GO): membrane; synapse; neuron projection
Molecular function (GO): chloride channel activity; extracellular ligand-gated monoatomic ion channel activity; GABA-A receptor activity
Source: RefSeq, a predicted model, not a curated record